UUCAUAUUUUUUCCAAAAAGGGUCCCGUCCGGUUCGAUAAUGUCAGACUAGCUUUGUUUUGAUUGAGUUUAUUCUUGGAGGUGCAUUCGAGUUGCGGUAGGUCAGGGAAUUAGCUGGCCGUGACGCUGCCAUCCGCACGCCACAGACUACCUUCGAAGACUAGCAGCAACCGAAUUGACGGUGCCAGGAGCCGAUACCACAAGAGGAGGAGGACGACUGCAUUAUCAAGGAUAUCAUACGAUACAACCAUCUGUACCUACACAGAGGAAGGUUGGCAGCGAUAUCAAUAUAUCCUCGAAAGUAGAGCAUAACCUCUCUCCGCCCGCGUAUAGGACUCCAGGAGGACCGUACAGGUUGCAUAUACAUAACCAAACUUAUAAACUGCUAGCAGUGUAGUUACUGGUGUGCGUGGACGUAGAAAAACUUGAAAUUGGAAAACGCUAAACAAAAAAAUUUGGAGCUAUAUAUUAUCAGCAAGAAGAUUGUGAUCGCUACGCGUUUUCGAAACGAAACGUAAUUUCGAGUGGGGACUAAUAUCACAGUGACGUCGCGGCCAUUGUAAACCAUCCGGUACGGUAUACACACACACACACGCACGGGCGCACCUGCCCGCGAAAAAAGUUGAGAGUCGCGGUCGCGGUAUAAAAGAGCGCGGCGGACAGCGCCGACGUUUAGUACAGUAGAAAGCUAGGUCACCAGACGUUCGAGUCGUGGCAGUAGCGCAUCCACGUGUUCCUUGUGACCCAAUUCCUCCGACCACCAUACAUACACACAGAUAUAAACACGAAGAUAACUCGCGCGCUGGUUAAGAACUGGAACUGGACUCUCUUCCCGACGGGUUUUUGGGAACGCGGUGGCAAUGCGUGUGAUCAUCGCACGGAUUUGCGUGUAAAGGACUUUUGCUGUACGAACGACCAACCAUAACAACUCUAAUAACAUCUUUGAAACUGAAGAAUUGAACAACUUUUUUCGACGAUUGAAUUUCCAGUUGGAGACGUAACGAUUCAGUGAUAUUUAUUUGAUAUAUAAUUUUUGGGAUUUUGUAAGCGUGGCGAAAAAUUACAAAUUGUGAUACUAGACUUAAGAAAAUCGUUGUUUGUUUUGGAAUCGGUUACGCGGUUUUGAGUCGUCGGCUUUUUUCGCGCUGGGAGGAAGAGAUUUUACUUGCAGAGCUUGCGAAGAAAGUUGAAGACUUUGGCAUUUACACCAGAUAUUGUUCCAGAAUGCCUGAACCACUAGAGGAAAUUAGCGCGGCAAUGGAGGCGGUGGUGAUUAUGGAAGAAAAGCGCGAUAGCUACUCGCCGCCACCACCGAAAUGCCUUGAAACACGCGACAGUAUUUCUAGCAUCGAUAGCGACGUCUCGUUAUCAUUUGAUAAUAAAAAGAAGUUGGGCGUUGAGAAUGAAAAGGAUGAAGAUGAAGGUGCGCACAUGGCUGAUCUGAGUGACAGUGCCUCUGACACUGGUUCGAGUGGCGGCGGUAAAGAUUCUGGUUGUGAAGUGACGCCCGAAGUGUCGGAGCAGCUCUUCACGCCGCCGUCGGAGGAGCUGGCUGACAAGAUUGUCCAGCAGGUGGAGUUUUACUUCUCUGAUGCUAACAUCACCAAAGACGCGUUUCUGCUCAAGCACGUCAAGCGCAACAAGGAGGGUUACGUCUCCCUGAAAUUGAUCUCCAGCUUUAAGCGCGUCAAGCACAUCACCAAGGACUGGCGCGUUGUGGCGCAUGCUCUUGAAAGAUCUACUAAAUUGGAGAUCAAUGAAGCUGGUACUAAGUUGCGUAGACUUGAUCCGCUCCCGCAAUAUGACGAGACAACCCCAUCACGUACAGUGGUAGCCAUUAAUUUACCAAUUGAAAAACCAACUAUAGAAAAUGUUGCUGAGCUCUUCCGCGCUUGCGGUGAAAUUUCGCUCAUUAGGAUUCUAAGACCCGGCAAUCCGAUACCCGCAGAUGUGAGGCAGUUUAUCAACAAGAACCCUUCCUUGGCGGGUGUCGUAACUGCCCUCGUUGAAUUUGUCAACUCUGAAAGCGCACGUGCUGCUCAACAACUGAAUACCACCUACGAACAACUAAAGGUUUACGAGCUGAACGCCGUUCCGCAUCCCGAGCGCAAGAAGAAGACGCAAGCGAAGAAAGCUCGUAAUUACGCGCCCACUGAUACCGAAUGCUCCACGUGUCCCAGCAGCUCGGAGGCAGAGGAUAAGCUGAGGGCGGAUCCGCGCAUGCGGAUGCGUCGCGGCUCCUCCAACUACCCACCCAAGUGUACCGAACCAGUGGCAUGGCUCCAACGCCGUCUGUCCGCCUCCAGCACCGAGGCUAACUUUAUGUUUAUGCCGCGCCGCCUCUCAUACGGCAGCCGUGACUCGAGUGAGUCUAGCCUGUUUAUUCCACGUCGUGUGAGCAACAGCUCGACAAGUUCGGCGGCGUCUUCAAUUAGCGGUUGCGGCGUUUUGGGCGCUAUUCCACCGGCGCUCGCCGCCGCCGGCCAGCAAUACCAACAGUACGUCCCGCGACGCUUGUCGACCAGCAGCGUCGCGUCGGACGUCAGUUCCCCGCGGUCCCGCAGCAACAGUAUGGCGUUCCAGAACGAGAACGUGGUGCGUAUGCCGAAGGGCCCCGAUGGCUCCAAGGGGUUCCGUCAGCAUCGCCCUUCGCUGGGGACGAUCUACUCGUAAGCGAAUCGCAUAUCCACUGAAUAUUAUUCACUCACGAGAUUGGAAUGAUCGGAAGUCUGACACGGUCGAAAUGAUUUCUCUCGUGGCGUUUUUUUCCGUUCUUUUUUCUUUUCGUUUGCUCAUUUUUCUUAUUUCUUACAACCGAACAACGGGUACGAUCCGAACCCUUCAAAGUUAAAUCUUCGCGAACCAUUCAAUAAACUGAUAAAUUACAUUUUGACCUCAAUUCUGUUGUUUGCGACUUUUUUCAAGAUACGCGGCGUCUUUGUUUCGCGCAUGGUUUAGAAGUAACUUUCACCUUGAAAAAUUUAACAAGUUGCUAUAACCCGAGCGUCAAUAUGUUAAUUUGUAUAUCUAAAGCAGUGCGUGCGUGCUGGAUCGAAAGAAGCGCGCGCGUUUAUACACCUAAUGAAUGAAUUUCAUGGAAAACUAAAUAAUUAGAAAGCAUGAAGGGAAAUUUCCAACGCAUACUGUCGAUGCAGGCUGCUUAUUUAAAUCUUAUUAUGCAUGGCUUCAAUUAAGUAUAAAACUCUCCGUCCAGUAGGCUUAGAUUAUCUCAACAUUCCCUCAAAAGUUGCCUUAAUGUUAUCAUUUUCUCUUAUUUAUUAUUUAAAUCAUUCAUUUUAGUUUAAUUAUUCUUGACUAAUUGUUUACAUGAUCAUUAUUAUGAUCAAAUGUUUAUAAAUACGUAAACGGUACUCUUUACGUGACACUCGCGUUCUCUAACACUUAUUUAAUUUAUUUAUGAUCCCAACGUUUUAAAAUUAACUUAAAUAUUACGAUAUUUUAUGUUUUAAUGUGUAUCUCUUUGUAAACUCCUUCAAUUCCUAAUGUAAGUGAUAAGCCGCAAAUAUGUGUGGAAGGAUUCUUAUUUAUUUUACAAUUUUAUAAUUGACGAUGGAAUAUUGCGAGGUGGUGCGUUUGAUAUUUCGAAAUUUGUUGAUGUUUUUUUUUAGUUAUGUUGUGUUUAAAAAUGAUAAAAGUAAACGUGGUAAUAACAUGUUAUUGCUUCAAAUGUUAUGAUAAAAUACAAGAAAUGCAAAAUAAAAAAUAAAUAAAAUGUU
This is a messenger RNA of Dalotia coriaria, 3736 nucleotides long. RefSeq names its product la-related protein 6-like. Gene Ontology annotation, molecular function: mRNA binding. Lineage: Eukaryota; Metazoa; Arthropoda; Insecta; Coleoptera; Staphylinidae. Gene Ontology annotation, cellular component: nucleus. The transcript has 2 exons. The coding region runs from base 1224 to 2672 and encodes 482 amino acids. Gene Ontology annotation, biological process: RNA processing. The record is from RefSeq and is a predicted model, not a curated record.